This is a messenger RNA of Terrapene triunguis (Three-toed box turtle), 1326 nucleotides long. RefSeq names its product gamma-aminobutyric acid type A receptor pi subunit (gene GABRP). Gene Ontology annotation, cellular component: neuron projection; GABA-A receptor complex; membrane. Gene Ontology annotation, molecular function: GABA-A receptor activity; neurotransmitter receptor activity; extracellular ligand-gated monoatomic ion channel activity. The coding region runs from base 1 to 1326 and encodes 441 amino acids. The transcript is spliced from 9 exons. NCBI's taxonomy places the organism in Eukaryota, Metazoa, Chordata, Testudines, Emydidae. Gene Ontology annotation, biological process: nervous system process; signal transduction; chemical synaptic transmission. The record is from RefSeq and is a predicted model, not a curated record.
AUGUAUUGCAGAUAUUUUGUCCUCAUCUGUGCGUGGCUUUUUCUUCCAACUCAAAGAAAGUGCACGCUGGGCCAUAAAUCGGACACACACAGCAGUGACGCGGUAUCGCUCCCUGGAUUUGAGAACCUCACAGAGGGCUACAACAAAUAUCUCAGGCCAUAUUUUGGUGGGAAACCUGUUCAAAUAGCAUUGAGCCUGGACGUUGCAAGUAUUUCAAGUAUAUCUGAGAGUGACAUGGACUACACUGCUACAAUAUAUCUGCGGCAGCGCUGGACGGACCCCCGCCUGGUUUUUCAUGGCAACAAGAGCUUCACUUUGGAUGCUCGUCUAGUGGAAUUGCUAUGGGUGCCAGACACAUAUAUUGUGGAGUCUAAACGGUCUUUCCUGCAUGACGUUACCGUGGGGAAUCGUCUUAUAAGAUUAUUCUCCAAUGGCACUGUCUUGUAUGCAUUAAGAAUCACUACUACUGUUGCAUGUAACAUGGACCUGUCAAAAUAUCCCAUGGACACACAGAUGUGUAAACUGCAGCUGGAAAGCUGGGGAUAUGAUGGAAACGACAUAGUGUUCACUUGGUUUAGGGGAAACGAUUCAGUUCAUGGCCUGGAAAAACUACGUCUCUCUCAGUACACUGUGGAACGUUAUUACACUCUGGUCACGAGAUCCCAGCAGGAAACAGGCAACUACCCGAGACUGAUACUGCACUUUGAGCUGCGAAGAAAUAUCCUGUACUUCAUUUUGGAGACCUAUGUUCCUUCCACGCUGCUCGUUAUCUUGUCCUGGGUUUCUUUUUGGAUCACCCUGGAUUCGGUUCCUGCAAGAACCUGCAUUGGAGUAACAACUGUGCUGUCGAUGACAACUCUGAUGAUUGGCUCCCGGACCUCACUAUCUAAAACCAACUGCUUCAUAAAGGCCAUUGACGUUUAUCUUGGCAUCUGCUUCAGUUUCAUUUUUGGUGCCCUGCUGGAAUAUGCAAUUGCUCACUACAGCUCAUCACAAAAACAUGCAGCUAAAGAGCCUCAAAAGGGGCCUACCAAAGAAACUGAAGAUGUCAACAUCACGAACAUCCUCAAUAGCUCCAUCACCAGUUAUAAGCAGAAAAUAAGUUUAGCCAGCACUGAGAUUUCCAGCGAUAACGUCGACUAUCGUGACCUGACCAUGAAAACCCAUGACAAAAUUAGGUUUGUGUUGAGAAACAAAAUGCACAGGAUCAUCAGCUAUUUCACAAUUCAGAAUCCCAGCAAUGUUGACCAUUACUCAAAGUUACUUUUUCCUUUGUUUUUCAUGCUGGUCAAUGUAUUUUACUGGGCUUACUAUCUGUAUUUUUAG